This is a messenger RNA of Selaginella moellendorffii, 2742 nucleotides long. RefSeq names its product LRR receptor-like serine/threonine-protein kinase FLS2. The record is from RefSeq and is a predicted model, not a curated record. Gene Ontology annotation, biological process: hormone-mediated signaling pathway; protein phosphorylation. Gene Ontology annotation, molecular function: protein kinase activity; protein binding; ATP binding. Gene Ontology annotation, cellular component: plasma membrane. NCBI's taxonomy places the organism in Eukaryota, Viridiplantae, Streptophyta, Lycopodiopsida, Selaginellales, Selaginellaceae. The coding region runs from base 79 to 2706 and encodes 875 amino acids. The transcript has 2 exons.
UUAAGCAGCUCAAGAGGGAAAAGCAGGCAAGGUUUCGUUUUUCUGGGAUGGUAAGUCUUAGGCGGUGAUGGUGUAGCCAUGGCGAGAGUUUUCAUAGCGAUGGUUCUCCUGGUUUUUGGUCUCGGGAUUGGUAGCAUCAGCUGCGACAGCGACGAAGAAGUGCUGCUAGCUUUGAAGCAGGGUCUACUCGAUGGCAGUGGAGCGAUGAGGAACUGGAUCGCAGGGACUGGGUUUUGCAACUGGACAGGGAUUCAGUGUGACCAACAAGAUCAUGUCGAGUCCAUCAUCUUGCCAAACAGGCUCCUCCAGGGAAGUCUUACCUUGGAGCUGGGAAGGCUCCAGCAUCUCAAAGUUCUCAAUUUGGAGCUCAAUAACUUGACCGGGAGCAUUCCACAAACUCUGGAGAAUUGCUCGUCGCUGGCAAACAUCUCGCUCGGAUCAAACCAGCUGAGUGGUAGGAUUCCUCUUCACUUGGACAGGCUUCCUGGGCUUCAAAGGCUUGACUUGUGGAACAAUCUCCUCCAAGGACCCAUCCCGGCCUCCCUAGGAAACGCUACCAGGAUCGACUAUUUCAGCCUCGGCCAAAACUUUCUCUCCGGGGCUAUCCCUCCGGAGCUCGGCCGGCUUUCCAGGUUGCAAAUCCUUCGGCUCUUCACGAACAACUUUGUUGGAUCCUUCCCGGUUUUCUUCACGAACUGUACAAACCUCCAGAUCAUGAGCAUCAGGAACAAUUCUCUCACCGGUUUCAUACCACCCGAGCUCGAUCGGCUUGUUCUUCUCCAGCAACUUCGCAUCCAGUCCAAUUUUUUCGAAGGCUCCAUUCCUCCCCACAUUGGCAACAUGACCAGCCUUUACUACAUCGACAUCUCCAGCAACAGGCUCUCGGGAAACAUUCCAAGAGCUCUCGGCUCGCUCGCAAACUUACAGGAGCUCUAUCUCAACAACAACACUCUCUCGGGAAGGAUUCCGGAAGAAAUGAUCGGAUGCCGAAGCCUGGGAACUCUAGACUUGUCACACAACCAGCUCGAGGGUCCUCUUCCACAAAACAUUGGUAGCUUUGGCCUGACCAACUUAACUUUGGAUCACAACAUCAUCUCCGGGAGCAUACCACCAAGUUUUGGAAAUUUGAGGCUCAUCAACUUGGAUCUCUCGCACAACCGCUUAAGUGGCAGCUUGCCUUCCACUCUUGCCAGCCUCAAGAACAUCCAGCUCGCGUUUAACUUGGCAUAUAAUUCCCUCAGCGGCAGGAUACCAGCUUGGCUUGGCGAUUUCCAGGUGGUGCAAAACAUCUCUCUCCAGGGGAACAACUUCUCCGGGGAGAUCCCCGAGAGCUUGGGCGAUUGCGUGGGCUUGCAGUCACUGGACCUCUCGUUGAAUCGGCUCACAGGCUCCAUCCCAAGCUCGCUCGGAUCGCUAAGGUUUUUGGUCUCGUUAAAUCUCUCCAUGAACGACCUCGAAGGUCGUGUUCCCGACGAAGGCUCUCUAAAGUCGUUCACGGAAGAAUCGUUUGCUGGAAACGCACGACUGUGUGGAGCCCCAGUUAACAGGACGUGUGAUUCCAGAGAAGCUGGUGGUAACAAGGCAAGGAUCAUCAUCAUUUCGGCUUCCAUUGGUGGUUCGUGCUUCGUGGUGAUUUUGGUCGCGACUUGGUUGACACUACGUUGCUGUUUCUCUCGAGAUAAUCCAGUCGCUAUGGCAGAGGGAGAUGAUCACGCCGAAGAGCUACGAGAAUAUGCCGGGCCACUUAUGUCCUUCACAGCCGAGGAACUUCGAAACAUCACGGAUGAUUUCUCCCAGGAAAAUCUCAUCGGUGUUGGUGGCUUCUGCCGCGUCUACAAAGCCAAACUCAACAAAGAGUUUGUAGCAGUCAAGCUCUUACGGCUCGACAUGGCUGGUAACGAAGUGAGCAAGAGUUUCUUCGCGGAAGUGAAGAUUCUUAGCCAAGUGAGACACAGGAACCUUGUUCGAUUGCUGGGACAUUGCUGGUCGAGCCAGGCCAAAGCUCUCGUUCUCGAGUUUCUACCCAAUGGAAGCCUUGAGCAGCAUCUUAAAGGUGGCACGCUUGACUGGGAGACGAGGUUUUCUAUCGCUCUCGGCGUGGCAAACGGGAUGGUUUACUUGCACCAAGAGUUUGAUUCACCGAUCAUACAUUGCGAUCUAAAGCCGGCCAAUGUUCUCUUGGAUCUGGACUUCCAGCCCCACGUCACAGACUUUGGCAUCUCAAGGAUCGCUCAACCGGACGAGCAUGCAACGAUCAGUGCUUUUAGAGGCUCCAUUGGAUAUACUCCACCUGAAUAUGGAAACUCUGCGAGCAUUACCACCAAAGGUGAUGUUUACAGCUAUGGGAUUCUCUUGCUGGAGCUAGUAACAGGCAAGUCUCCGACGAGUGGAAUGUUUGGAAUCACUUCCACACUUCAAGAGUGGGUUCAAGACUCGUUCCCUUUGGCAGUCUCCAAGAUUGUUGAUCCUAGGCUUGGAUCACAGUCGCAAUAUUAUGAGCUCGAGAUCCUGGAGGUGAUCAGGGUCGCUUUGCUAUGCACUUCGUUUCUUCCAGCAAUGAGACCAUCAAUGCGACAAGUUCUCAAUUCCAUCGCGAAGCUCAGAUGUGACCAGCAACUCAAGCCUAUAGGAUCACUCAUUUCCUCUCCAAGUCCAUAUACAUUUCCCGGAAGACAAAACUUUGAAGCACACUCUGAUAAGCUAUAGCUAAUGAACAGAAACCGAGGAAAAGCUCCAUACCUU